Messenger RNA from Cryphonectria parasitica EP155, 2140 nucleotides. RefSeq lists its product as uncharacterized. Gene Ontology annotation, molecular function: glutathione-disulfide reductase (NADPH) activity; NADP binding; flavin adenine dinucleotide binding. Gene Ontology annotation, cellular component: cytosol; mitochondrion. Lineage: Eukaryota; Fungi; Ascomycota; Sordariomycetes; Diaporthales; Cryphonectriaceae. The coding region runs from base 1 to 1413 and encodes 470 amino acids. Gene Ontology annotation, biological process: cell redox homeostasis; cellular response to oxidative stress; glutathione metabolic process. The transcript is spliced from 2 exons. The record is from RefSeq and is a predicted model, not a curated record.
AUGGCUCCCAUCAGCAAGGAGACCGAUUACCUCGUCAUCGGCGGCGGCAGCGGCGGGCUGGCGUCUGCCCGCAUGGCGAGCUCCAAGUUCGGGGCCAAGGCCAUGAUUAUCGAGAACAAGAGGCUGGGAGGCACCUGUGUCAACGUUGGAUGCGUCCCCAAAAAGAUCACCUUCAACGCCGCUAUGCUCUCGGAGCAGAUGCACGACGCAAAGGCCUACGGCUUCUCUAUCGAGCAGACCGCCCCCUUCGACUGGUCCAGCUUCAAGAAGAAGCGCGACGCCUACAUCCUGCGCCUGAACGGCAUCUACGAGCGUAACCUGGGCAACGACAAGGUCGAGUACGUGCACGGGUGGGCGCGGCUAUUGUCGCGCAACGAGGUGGAGGUGACGUUGGACGACGGGACCAAGGAAACAGUGCGCGCUAAGAAGAUCCUCGUGGCGGUGGGCGGCAACCCGACGAUCCCACCCACGAUCCCCGGAUCCGAGCUGGGCGUCGACAGCGACGGGUUCUUUGACAUCGCCGAGCUGCCCAAGAAGGUGGCCCUCGUGGGCGCCGGCUACAUCGCGGUGGAGUUUGCAGGCAUGUUCAACGCGCUGGGUGUUGAGACCCAUCUGUUCAUCCGACACGAUACCUUCCUGCGCAACUUUGAUCCCAUGGUGCAGGAUGCUAUCACUGCCGAGUACGAGCGCCUGGGCGUGCACCUGCACAAGGGCUCGUCGCAGAGCAAGGUGGAGAAGGACGAGAGCAGCGGCAAGCUGAGCCUGCACUACAAGGACAAGAAGGACGGCGAGGCGGUGCUUCGGGAUCUCGACCACUUGAUCUGGGCGAUUGGCCGGACGCCGGCGACCAAGGGCAUCGGCCUGGAGGAGGCGGGUGUCAAGUUGAACGACAAGGGCUACAUUGAGGUCGACGAGUACCAGAACUCGAGCGUGGACAACAUCUUCGCUCUUGGCGAUGUCACGGGCCAAGUGGAGCUGACGCCCGUGGCGAUCGCGGCUGGCCGCAAGCUCGCGCACAGGCUGUUCGGCGGGGAGCAGUUCAAGACAGCCAAGCUCGACUACAGCAACAUACCCUCUGUGGUGUUUGCGCACCCCGAGGUCGGGGCCAUCGGCCUGACAGAGCCGCAAGCCGUGGAGAAGUACGGCAAGGAGAACAUCAAGGUGUAUAACACGAGCUUCACGGCCAUGUACUACGCCAUGGCGGCACAGGAGGACAAGGGCCCGACAAAGUACAAGCUGAUCUGUGCUGGGCCCGAGGAGAAGGUGGUCGGCCUGCACAUACUGGGGCUGGGCAGCGGCGAGAUGCUGCAGGGCUUUGGCGUGGCCAUCAAGAUGGGCGCGACCAAGGCCGACUUUGACAGCUGUGUUGCUAUCCACCCAACGAGCGCCGAGGAGCUGGUCACGCUGAAAUAAAUUAGAAACAGAGAGAAGUGUUAGUAGAGCCGUUCUGAUAUUCUUAGACUUUCCCUUCUAUUUAAUAAAGAAAGGAAGAAGAGCAGAUCUCCAUUCAAAUGUGAAAGUUUUGAAUUCCUGACCACGGCUCAAACUGUGAAUUCCAGCCUGUUCCCCGCAAAAUCUCGAGCAAAGAACCGCUGUGGAUACUCCACCCCCUGUGCACCACUAUUCUCCUCUCCCGGUUUAUCCGCAGCCUGCGGAGCCCCUUCGCCCCCGCGCUCAAAGUGCUCCCAGAUGCGCUGCCGGAGCCGCAAGAGGUCGUCGCCCGAGCCCACACGGAAACACGGGUGGCGGCUGGACGUAAGGGCAAAGUCCUCGGGCCGGCCGAAGGCGAUAUGGACCUGCUGGCCCGAGGUGCCGAUGUCGAACCAGGCGAGGGUGCCGACCUGGGCAGCGGGGACGGGGCGCGAGGUGAGGCCUAGGGUUGUGCCGUAGAAGGACUCGGCCGCUGGGAGGGUGGCGGGGGGCACAACUAAGUUUAUGUGGUGGAUGCCGGUGAUCAUCGUUGUUAUUGGUGGUGGUGGUAGUGAGGACGAAGUGGAAAGGUAGAAGAAGUAGGCUUUAGGUAAGUCUAAAAGGCAGGACAAAGAGGGAGGGGAUUGAUGUUGGCGAGGGUGUAAGCUCGGAUGACAGUUGUUGAAGAAGAGGAAACUCUUCGAAAAGCCGAGGUACGGAUGAAUGCGAU